Rattus norvegicus (Norway rat) is the source of this 3279-nucleotide messenger RNA. It is a transcript of the gene Cdc7, whose product is annotated as cell division cycle 7. NCBI's taxonomy places the organism in Eukaryota, Metazoa, Chordata, Mammalia, Rodentia, Muridae. Gene Ontology annotation, biological process: cell cycle phase transition; positive regulation of G2/M transition of mitotic cell cycle; positive regulation of cell population proliferation. The record is from RefSeq and is a predicted model, not a curated record. Gene Ontology annotation, cellular component: nucleoplasm; cytoplasm; mitotic spindle. Gene Ontology annotation, molecular function: transferase activity; ATP binding; kinase activity.
GGGCCGGCUCAGUGGGACGCUCCGGGAGGCAGCGACCGCGGACGUCCAAACUUCCGUGAACCGUGAGUUUCUGACAGUUUGUCCCACAGCCGUGGACUGCGAGGGACCGGGGACGAGUUCCUGAUCGCGACUUAGAUGGUGUCUCCCUACGAGCAUCCCGCGGCGGGAAGAGUUGGGCCUGCGCACUGUGCUUCCCGUUGGCGCUGGCGGACGCUCUGCCCUGCGCGCUCGCCCAGGGCUGCCCAUUCAUUCAUCCUUCCGUUAGCACCUAGCCGCCCUCGGUUGGCUCAAGUCGGGCAGAGGGCCACGCCCUGGCGAGCGACUUCCUCCGGAGCAAACCGCCAACCCUCCCUCGCAGUCCCCGGGGGUCCCAGCCCGCUGUGGCCCGCUCCACCCCGUCCCCGCGGGAGUGCUCGCCGCAGGCCAGUGGCAGCGACGCCUCCCCGGUUGGGACUUGGACAUAUGCUGCUGCUCUCGCUUGUGCGCAUGACUCGGUAGCCCACUGCUCUCUGCAUCCCAGUCGUGCGUGGUGGAAGCCUCUUUGGGGACUCAGAUGGAGGAGCCAAUGGCGUUUUCUCCCCUGCGUGGCUGUGACAGGUGUCCGGCUGAUGACUCUUUAAAAAAAUAUGAGCAGAGUGUUAAACUUUCAGGUAUUAAAAGAGAUAUUGAGGAGCUUUGCGAAGCCGUACCACAGCUUGUCAGUGUGUUCAAAAUUAAGGACAAAAUCGGAGAAGGCACCUUCAGCUCUGUUUAUUUGGCCACAGCGCAGCUGCAAGAAGGACGUGAAGAGAAGAUUGCGCUGAAACACUUAAUUCCCACAAGCCAUCCUGUGAGGAUUGCGGCCGAGCUUCAGUGUCUGACCGUCGCAGGGGGGCAGGACAAUGUCAUGGGAGUGAAGUACUGCUUCAGGAAGAACGACCAUGUGGUGAUUGCUAUGCCCUACCUGGAACAUGAGUCUUUUCUGGACAUUUUGAAUUCUCUUUCCUUUCAAGAAGUUCGAGAAUAUAUGUUCAACCUUUUCGUAGCUCUGAAGCGGAUUCACCAGUUUGGCAUUGUUCACCGUGAUGUGAAGCCCAGUAACUUUUUAUACAAUAGACGCCUGAAAAAGUAUGCCUUGGUGGACUUCGGUUUGGCCCAAGGAACCCGUGACACAAAGAUAGAGCUGCUCAAGUUUGUCCAGUCUGAAGCUCAGCAGGAAGAUUGUUCACGAAACAAAUGUCAUGGAGUCAUUGGACACAAGGGCCCACUGAGUCGCCCAGCACCUAAAAAUGUGGAUCAGCACAUCACCACAAAAACUUCUGUCAAAAGAUCCUAUGCAAACGCACAGAUUCACAUUAAGCAAGGAAAAGACGGAAAGGAGGGGUCUGUAGGCCUUUCUGUCCAGCGCUCUGUUUUUGGAGAAAGAAAUUUCAAUAUACACAGCUCCAUUUCACAUGAGAGCCCUGCAGAGAAACUCAUCAAGCAAUCGAAGACUGUGGACAUAAUGUCAAGAAAGCUAGCAACAAAAAAGAUGGCCGUUUCUACAAAGGCUGUGAAUAGCUCGAUGAGGGACUCUGCCAGGUCCUGCCCAGCUGCCCUCACGUGCGACUGCUAUGGAACAGAUAGAGUGUGCAGCGUUUGCCUGUCGAGGCGGCAGCAGGUUGCCCCUAGGGCAGGCACACCAGGAUUCAGAGCGCCAGAGGUCCUGACAAAGUGUCCUGACCAGACUACAGCGAUUGACAUGUGGUCUGCAGGUGUCAUAUUCCUUUCCUUGCUCAGUGGGCGGUACCCGUUUUACAAGGCCAGCGAUGACUUAACUGCUUUGGCCCAAAUCAUGACAAUUCGAGGAUCCAGGGAAACUAUCCAGGCUGCUAAAGCUUUUGGCAAAUCAAUUUUGUGUAGCAAAGAAGUCCCAGCACAAGACUUGAGGACGCUCUGUGAGAGACUACGGGGUCCGGACUCUGCCAAUCCCAAGUCUGCUGUUGAUCCUCCAGGGAAUACUGGCCACCACCCUGCUGCUUCGGAGAGCACUGACCAUAAAGCGCCCCAUGCACCGGCCUCUCCGGCACAGCACUCGGAGGAUUCCCUGUAUAAAAGGGGCAGCGGCGGUGGUCGGAGACAUCCCAGAGAUCGAACUGCCAACCCAGAGGGCUGGGACUCGGUGCCUGAUGACGCCUAUGACCUGCUCGAUAAACUUCUGGACUUAAACCCAGCCUCCAGGAUAACAGCAGAAGCGGCCUUGGUCCAUCCGUUCUUUAAAGAUGUGUGCUGAUGUGGCUUCCCACUCACUGUUGUCGCCGUGCGGUGUGAUGUGGGGUAGAUAACCACGGGUUGUUUGUGUCGGAGUCCAGGGUAGAAAGAGUAAGUUGUCAGAUUGUAAACAGAUUAAGAAUUCUGAAGAUCCUGGGGGAUCCUUAGCAAGAUCUUGGAGUGAAACCACCAAGUUGACUCUGUGGCUUAGUGUCCUGGUUUUCCCUGCCUCAGGAGUAACCCACUUAGCCUGAUAUAGGGGUCCAGGUCAGACAGCUAACAAUGUGACAGGGAGAAGUGAGUGAAAACAGUUUCCAAGGCAGUGUGUGCUCUACACCGUGUGCACGUGGGAAUUGGCUGUUGGUGGCGGACAGGUGUGCAAGUGAACAAUUAUUGCAGAAAUGUUUGUCACUGCCUAACAUAGUCAUUGUAAAUUACACGGUGCUUACUACAGAGUUUCUGGAUGCUUCACUAAGUGCUACAAGUAUUUAUAUUUGGAGCCUAAUAAUGUGUGUAUGGUUGAUAAGACAGAAAUGCUUCUUUUUCUCAUAGUAUUUUUUUUCCUCACACCACCUUCAUUUGCUUAAUUAGGUAAUGGACACAAAGAAAAGUGAGUGUAGAACUGGAACAUUACUGGUGUGUGUGUGUGUAUGUGUGUGUGUGUGUCUGUCUGUCUUGUCUGUCUGUCUGUCUGCCAGGAGCAUCUGCAUUUCUGUUUAAGUUGAUUUGGUCAGGAGGAAUGGGUCUUAGGUAGUUGAGAAAAAGACACUAAGUGACAAAGCACAAAAGGCUUGGUACAGCGAUUUGUGCUUUACUUAUGUUCUAAACUCUGUGUCAAGGAUAGCGUACCAGGCUUCCCAGGGGUCACAGACUAUAGGGAGCGGUCUCUGAGUGUUCACGUUACUGCUGUGAAUGUGGGUAGAUAAAUGUGUCUCAUGGAUCUAUUUGACGUGUAUAUUUGUGUGUAUACAUGCUUUGUCUUAUGCUGUAAUUUUUUAAAACUUCAGUGUUUCAGGAUAUGUAUUUAAUAAUAAAACUUUUAGACUCUUA